This is a messenger RNA of Taeniopygia guttata (zebra finch), 1285 nucleotides long. It is a transcript of the gene FGFBP1, whose product is annotated as fibroblast growth factor binding protein 1. Gene Ontology annotation, biological process: cell-cell signaling. Gene Ontology annotation, molecular function: growth factor binding. NCBI's taxonomy places the organism in Eukaryota, Metazoa, Chordata, Aves, Passeriformes, Estrildidae. The record is from RefSeq and is a predicted model, not a curated record.
GAGCCUGGCCCUGAAGUACCCUAUUGUGUUGUAAGUCUUUCUGGAGACCACAGGUGUGUCCCUGCCUUUAUAAACCCCACGCUGCUCUUCCAACCAGCUCCGACUCUUCCGAAAGAGGGGAAUUGCGUCAGGAGCUGUGUUUGGGUGUCUCUGAGCCCUCUGCAAGAUAACAAGCAGGACAGAGACCAUGAGAAUCAAAAGCUUUGGACUCCUUUGUGUGUUGAUGCUGGUAUCUCAGAUGCUACUAGCCAACUGUGAAAGACAGAAGGAAAGAAAAAAGGGAAGACAAGGCAUAGAACAUGGCAGAAAAAACCAAAAGGAAUCUAACCAAGGAAAUGAAAAAGGGCAGAAGUCAAAAGGAGGAAAAUCAUCUCCAAAAGGCAAGUUUGAAACCAAAGAAAAUGCUGAGUGCACCUGGUCAGUGAUGGACACAAAUGCUGUCACUGUGCACGUACAGUGCAAGCACGGUGACACAGAGUUCUGGUGUGAAUUCUCUGGAAACCCUUCUAGCUGUGCACAGUAUGCAGCAAACCAGAAAUCCUACUGGAAACAAGUCUCCCGAUCUCUAAAGAAGCAGAAGCAUAUUUGUCAAGACCCCAAAAGUGUACUAAAAUCUAGAUUGUGUAGGAAAGGCCCACAAAGUGCUCACCUCAGGUUGACUCACUCAAGCCUGCUAACAGCGGUGGGUCUUGCCAAAGAGAACACAAUGCAUCAUGCAAAAGAAGCUGUUCAGACUCCAGCAGAUGUCUCUGUGACUGAAAAAAGGCUAGAACACAGUCCUCAAGACUGUGUUGAAGAUGUAGAUUACAUUGACCAGAGCAAGGUGGCUGAGGAAUACUGUCCAGAAAUCUUGCUUUCUUUCUGCAAAUUUUUUGUCACAGCGGUCCAAGACAAACGAUGCUGAGGAGGUGUUUCUAAAGCUCUGAAUCAUAAAAUUGUGGUCUCUUUUAAGUUACUGCAAACGAGUCCAGAUUUUAUUCUCAUGUUAUAUAGUGUAUAUAAGCAAGAAGGAAUAUAUUUUUCUGAUUUUGUAUAUACACAUCAGACUACUCUAACACAUUUGAAGAUGUUACAGAUGUUAUGUGCCCGCAGAUUGCUACCCAGUGGAUGUGUUACCAGUGGAUAUCACAUACUCUGUGCAGAAGUGUACCAGUAAUCUCCCUGGCCCUCUUUGAGCUGUGCUAGCCACAGUGACAAAUUCAGUGCCAUGCACUUCUUGGUUAUGCACAAUGCUUCUGACCUAAAAAUUAUUAAGAAAAAUAAACUUCAAAAUACAUUAAAAGUA